Molecule: messenger RNA, 1208 nt
Organism: Lolium rigidum
Lineage: Eukaryota; Viridiplantae; Streptophyta; Magnoliopsida; Poales; Poaceae
Product: hydroxyproline O-galactosyltransferase HPGT3-like
Exons: 12
Coding region: 44-1096 (350 amino acids)
Cellular component (GO): Golgi membrane
Molecular function (GO): hexosyltransferase activity
Source: RefSeq, a predicted model, not a curated record
GCUUUUCAGGGCGAGUCCAACAGGCUCGCCGGAGAUUGCCGCCAUGGAGACGCUGGCCAGCGCCAUGCGCCGCGACAACCGCCGCUUCAAGGCAUCGUCCUCCUCCACCACCUCCUCCUCUGCCGGAAGGGUCCCCCUCGUCAUGGCCUUCCUCUCCUGCCUCGCCUGGCUCUACGUUGCCGGCCGGCUAUGGCAGGAUGCGCAGACUCGGGCGAUCCUGUCCGGCCUCCUCGAGAAGAGCUCCGGCAAUCUCCCCAAGGCGGUCUCGGUGGACGACAAGUUGAGGAAUCUCGGAUGCACUGAGAUCGGGAGGAAGAUCGCCGAGGCGGAGAUGGACCUCACCAAGGCAAAGAGCGAAGGGUACUUGUGGGGGAACGGGACUGGUACUACAGCUUCCGACAAGAAGAAGCUUCUUGCUGUCAUUGGGGUUUAUACUGGUUUCGGAUCCCGGCUCAAGAGGAACACCUUCCGUGGCUCGUGGAUGCCGAGAGGUGAUGCUUUAAAGAAGCUUGAGGAAAAGGGUGUAGUCAUUCGUUUUGUUAUUGGCCGGAGUCCAAAUCGAGGUGAUAGCUUGGACCGUAAUAUCAAUGAGGAAAGUAGAAAGACAAACGAUUUCUUGAUUCUGGAAAGUCACGAGGAAGCUGCAGAGGAGUUACCUAGCAAAGUUAAGUUUUUCUUCAGUGCCGCAAUAGAAGCUUGGGAUGCAGAGUUUUACGUCAAAGUUGAUGAUAACAUUAAUCUUGAUUUAGCUGGGUUAAUUGAGAUGCUUGAAGGCCGUCGAGGUAGCCAAGGAUUGUACAUGGGCUGCAUGAAAUCUGGAAUGGUAGUUAGUGAAGAGGAGCAACAAUGGUAUGAACCUGAAUGGUGGAAAUUUGGAGAUGCAAAGACGUAUUUUCGCCAUGCUUCUGGUUCUUUAUUUAUCCUCUCAAAUAAUUUGGCUCGCUACAUCAACAUAAACAGUGCGUCGCUGCAGAGCUAUGCGCAUGAUGACAUAUCGGUUGGUUCAUGGAUGAUGGGGCUCAAUGCCACGUACGUUGAUGACGACCGUUUGUGUUGCCUCACUUCAACACAAGAGAAAGUUUGUUCCAGCGGAUGAGCUAAGCGAAAGGAUUGGUUCCCCUUCUGAUGGGGUUCUUGUACACACCUAACAGCUUUGUGAAUGAUUGAAUGAAAAAAUAUAUAUGAAGAAACUACUAUCAGGCGAAACA